This is a messenger RNA of Castor canadensis (American beaver), 1066 nucleotides long. It is a transcript of the gene Gtf2h5, whose product is annotated as general transcription factor IIH subunit 5. The record is from RefSeq and is a predicted model, not a curated record. Lineage: Eukaryota; Metazoa; Chordata; Mammalia; Rodentia; Castoridae. Gene Ontology annotation, biological process: nucleotide-excision repair; transcription by RNA polymerase II; nucleotide-excision repair, preincision complex assembly. Gene Ontology annotation, cellular component: transcription factor TFIIH core complex; transcription factor TFIIH holo complex.
GCUGACGUAACGGCACAGGCGCACUUUGUCGGUGACGCCGAGGCGCCGCUGGGUCUGCUGGUGGAGCAUUCUUGAGGUCAUCUGCACCUAGCUGGGAAAAGAUGGUCAACGUCUUGAAAGGAGUGCUUAUAGAAUGCGAUCCUGCCAUGAAGCAAUUUCUCUUGUAUUUGGAUGAGUCCAAUGCCUUAGGGAAGAGGUUCAUCAUUCAAGACAUUGACGACACGCAUGUCUUUGUAAUAGCAGAGUUGGUUAAUGUCCUUCAGGAGCGAGUAGGUGAAUUAAUGGACCAAAAUGCCUUUUCUCUUACCCAGAAGUGAAAAUGCUGCAUGUUGACCAACUUAGGAAUUAUAAGCAACAAAUAUGAAAGAUGGCUCCCUUCAUUCAUUAUCUUAUGUGACUGAUUAGACUUAGAAGAUUGUUUAGGAGCAUGUUGUGGGAAAGAACAUAGGAUUAUUUGUUCAGACAAAAGCCCCUGAACUGAUUUUGUUGUACCUUAGAAUUUAAAAAAAAAAGAGAGAGCACAAGCAUGCCCGCUUUAACAAAUGGCUGUAAUUUGGCUUUUAUUGCUCUUUAUUAAAAUGUUUCUUUUUCAAUAUCAAUUUAAUGCAUUAAGAAUGUAAUGGAGUAUGCCUUUAGAUUAUCAGUAUAACCUAGAUAACUUACUUUGCUUGUUUCUGUUAAUAAUUGUGGAUUUUUUUAGUAUACAUGUAGUUGGUUUUGUUUCAAUUAGAAGCUUCACAGAUUUACUGCUUAAAUAUGCCAAGGUGAAAACUUUGGCAAUACUUAUAUCUCAAAAAUAAUAAAACCUACUAGCCAGCUCUAGUGGGAACAUGUAAUAUUACUAUAAAUUACAGUUUGCAUUUCCCUGAAAGUAAUUUUUUUUUAAUGUAGAGAAUUAGAAACAACCAAAUGCUUUUCCUUGUUCAAACUUUGUUGGUCACAUUUCUCUGUCAAAGUGAGUGUUCUGCCAGGUGCUGGUGGCUCACGCUUGUAAUCUUAGCUACUCAGGCAUCAGAGAUCAGGAGGAUCAUGGUUUGAAGCCAGCUGGGCAAAUAGUUCUCAACAC